CUGGAAUGCCUGGCCACCAUCAGCAAGCGCAUUAAGUUGGGCAAGCCUGUUGAGCAGGCAGUUGCUGACACAUGCAUUGGGGAGCCACAAUGCAAGGAGUACAUUGACACCAUUGCAUAUUUUGCAAAGCUCUACACUGGAGGGGAGGAAAUGCCCAUGGCAGAUUUCUUGGUGGCAUUUAGCAAGCAAUAUGGUGAAAGUGCCUUGCUUGGAGAAGAGUUUAUGCGGAUGGUGACCCAUUAUGACUUCAGGCUGCAAGGCACUGUGCUUCCUUGCUUCAGGGUGGCCUUGGUAGCCACCCAGUUGAGCGCCAGCAAAGUUGUUGACAAGGUGAGCAAGCUACUUGUUAAGGGUGACUUUGAUCGCCUCAAGAACAAAUGCAGCAAUGCACUGAAGGAAGUUGAGCUGUUGCUCCAUGAUGGGUGGAAAAUUGUCCAGAAAGCAGGCCAUUUGGAAGAACGCAAGAAGCUUGGUGUUUUUUGGCAGAAGCAAAAGGCUGGGAGGGAAUCCAAGCCUUGGAUGAAUAUGAAGGAAAUCACUGAUCAGUUUGCAGCUGAAAUGCUCUGCCCACCUGGGUCCAGCAGCAGCAGCAAAGAUGCUCCAGGGAAGGAAGCUCCUGCCAGCCAGGUGGAGUUUCAUGAUUUGCUCAGUGCCAAUGAGGCAGAAAUUGCCUUGCUCCAGCAUAAGCACUUGAAGGUGGGAGAGCAUUACCAGAAUGCCAAGUACCAUGGUGCCACCAUCUUCAAAUUGUUUGAGCAUGUGCCCCUUGUUGGCUCUGCCAAUGUGCAAGAAGUGCCUCUAGGCGAUGAUUUGAAGGAGUGGAGGCACACCAAGAAGCCCAUGCCAGCUUUGCUACCUCCAGAGGUUGCAGAGAAACAUUUGGGCCACACAUCUACUGCCCUCCAAGACAGCAUCCUCUUGCAUCAAACACAGAUCUCUUUGCACAAGGCUUUUAUCACCAGCCCUGUGAAUGCAAAAGCUAUUGGCUUUGUGUCCAACCCACCUGGGGUUUGCUCCCUGAAGGCUUUUGCUGAAGGUGCUUUGGUGCUCAAGCCCUAUGGAACCCUGUGCCAAGCAAAAGACCAGGAGAAGGCAAAGUUCUUGGUUGGCAAUUUUGUCAUCAGCCCACCCAAGAUUGUCUCAGAAUUUGAAAAGCUUGAUGAGAAGAGUGUGCUCAUACCAUUUUGGUAUGUCAAAGCCACACAAGAUGAAGACCUUGUCACAAUGGAGCUUACAAAGAAGACUGUGCAAGGCAUUGAGCUGCCUGUGUAUGUGAACUGCAAAGCAGUACAGCCAGGUGACUUGUUGCUGUGUGCCCAUGAAAGCUUGCUCAAGAAGCAAGCAAAAUCUUCUGCAGUAAAGCGCCCAGCUGAUGGCAAGGCUGAUCCCAAGCCAAAGAAGAGGAAGACUACACAGCUGCUCACAGGGGCUUGGCUGCUGGCAGAUGCCCUGAUCAAUGGAAUUCCGGCCAUCAAGAAGAAAGACUCUGAUCUAUGGUUGUGGUGCAGCCCAGCAAAUGCUGCAUGGUACAUCAGUGCACAAUGUCUUUCAGAUGGGGUUGCUUGGCCCAAUAUGGAAUGCUAUUGCAAGAUCCUCGACAAGGACAAGUCUCCUUCAGGUGAAAUCUUCAUCCCUCACAACAGCAAGGUGGCUGCAGAGUGGGUCCUCACUUCUGCCACUGUUUUUGUGGCAAAGAUGAGCCACUCCUUGGUUGGCAGGUUCAAGGGCAGCCAAGUGAUGUAUGCAGAAUUGCAAAAGCAAUAUGAUGCUCUGAAGGCUGAGAAUGAUCAGCUGAAGCUGGAGAUUGCGCAAGCUGAAUUGGCCAAGGAUUGCACUUCAGCCAAAGCGAGUUCAUCAGGUGUGCCUGCACCAUUGAUGCCACCUCCUCCUCCAAGAGCACCUGACUUUGGACCCUAUGGGAAAGGGAAGGUGGAGCAUGAGGGUGGCAAAGGCCAGAAGGGCAGUGCCAGUGCCAUGUGGAUGGCAGGACAGUCAGGCAACAAGGCCUACAUCACAGAGAAUUGGCAGAAGACUGAUGAGCUGGUGACACUGCAUCUGGGUUUGAUGGCAUCAGACUUUGUGACCAUGCUUGAAGCAGUAGAGAAAUCAUCUUUAGAUGAUGAGAAGAAACAAUGGAUGAAAGACAAGCUCAUGGAGAAGGCAGCUUCCAGUCAGGAAGGCCAGAGUGGAACCAAGAUUGUGAAGUCUCCACAGUCACUGACCAAUGUGCCUGCCUACCUCACCAAAGAUGAGCUACAACAGCUUAUGACUGGAGAAAUCUCUAAAGCUCCACACAUAGUUGUGGCCAGACUUCGAAUGAUUGGACUUACAUCAUUGGAAGAAGAUACCAAGAGAUCCUGUGUUGCACUCUUGGUGCAGUCAAUGCUGUGGCAUGGUAUGCAAAUGCCAGAUGGUGAUUACACUUACAUGCUCACCACCCAAUUCACCAGGCUCUUUCAGACAAGCCAGGUCAAGUCCAAUGUGGCACCAUGCAAGACCUAUCCUGACUCUCCCAAAGACAUGGGUGAUGAAUGGAUCAGGAAGGUCUAUGGAGAUGAUGCACCAUGUCUCAAGACUUUGCCUCAGCUACCAAGCCUUGCAGGUGAGGUGUGCAUUCGCAAUACCAACAUGAAGCUCACACAAAAUGCCAAGAAGAGCGACAGCAGCCAAAUGUCAUCAUAUGAUCUGAACCAGCCAGAAGGCUUUUUUGA
Molecule: messenger RNA, 2711 nt
Organism: Durusdinium trenchii
Lineage: Eukaryota; Dinophyceae; Suessiales; Symbiodiniaceae
Source: the annotation of a GenBank genome assembly